AUGAACGUUGGGGACGAUGACGAUGACGAUGCCGUCAACAAACCCCAAAGACCACGACAUCAACGCCACCCGAUCACCCAAAAACCUUCGUCACCAUCAAAGCCAUGUGGCCAUCGCCAUCAUCUUCGUCGUCGUGUUGUUGAUCUCCAUCGCGAAUUGGCUCUCUCUCGUCUUCUCCGACGCCCCUUAGCCCUUCCCUGCCCCUCAAACCCUCACUCAAUCCUGUAA
Messenger RNA from Prunus armeniaca (apricot), 228 nucleotides. Lineage: Eukaryota; Viridiplantae; Streptophyta; Magnoliopsida; Rosales; Rosaceae. The record is from the annotation of a GenBank genome assembly.